Messenger RNA from Impatiens glandulifera, 1420 nucleotides. RefSeq lists its product as uncharacterized. Bases 150 to 1226 code for a protein of 358 amino acids. NCBI's taxonomy places the organism in Eukaryota, Viridiplantae, Streptophyta, Magnoliopsida, Ericales, Balsaminaceae. The transcript has a single exon. The record is from RefSeq and is a predicted model, not a curated record.
CCUAUACACACUCUGUGACCUGUCCCACCACAAAGACUCAGUCUUUUUCUCUCUCUCUAGUUCUUGCAUAUUAAAAAACCAAUCUUUUCUACUUCCUCUAAAAACCCUAAUCAACAAAUCUAAAAAAUCCCAAAUUAAGAGGAAAAGUUAUGACAACCCACGUCAAAUCUUCCUCCCCCUUACCUUGUUUCCGUUCAUCCACCACCUCCGCCGUCUCCGGCGACCACCGCUCCGCCGCCGCCGCCCAUAACCUCUCAACAUCCGUUUACAAAACCUCUAAUGGUCUCUUCGCCCUCACCUGGUGUCGCAAUCUCCUCCGCCGUUCUUUCCAUCUCUAUAUCCUCCUAGACGCAGACGCCGGCGAUCUAUCAUCUUCUUCUUCUCCAUCUUUCUCACUUAAUCUCAAACCAUUCAUUUUCUGGAACAGAACUGGAUCCAGAAAGUUGAAUCUGAAUCUGAAUCUACCCAAUUCCAGUUCCAAAUCCAAAUGGGUUCAGAUCUUUUGGGAUUUUUCUAAGGUUAAAUUCGGUUUACAGCCUGAACCCGAUUCAGGAUUCUACAUCGCCGUUGUUGUAGAUGGGUCAAUGGUUCUUCUCGCCGGAGACUCGCCGGCGGAAGCUUUUUCAAAGACUAAGUCAACUAAGUCAAUUAAGUCACAAUCGGUUGUUCUUCGAAGGGAGCAUUUCAAUGGGAAUAAAUUAUACAAAACAAAAGCCCAAUUUGGAAAUAGAAUUCGAGAAAUCUCUGUACUUUGUAGAACAGGAGAUGAUUCGAGAUUGUAUUUUAGUGUGGAUGAUAAAAGGGUGUUGCAAAUCAAGCAUUUGAAGUGGAAAUUCAGGGGAAAUGAGAGAAUUGAAAUUGAUGGUGUUUAUGUUCAGAUCUCUUGGGAUGUUUAUAAUUGGUUGUUUGAAGAAGAUAAUGAAGAUGGGUAUGGUCUUUUCAUGUUUAGAUUUGAAAACCUUGGAUUAUUUGAAGAUGAUCAUGAAGAAGUGAUGAACAAGAAUGGUUUCUCAUUUGGGUCACAACAAUCUUGUGGAUUUGGGUUUGAGAAGAUGAAGAUGAGGAAGAGUUUGAUGAAAUCUUCUGAAAAGGGUUCUUCUUCUUCUUCACUUUCAUCGGGUUCUUCAAGUUGUAGUUCGGUUAUGGAGUGGGCAACCAUGGAGGAGAAUGAGCUUAAGGGACCUUCUUCUGGUUUUUCUCUUCUUUUGUAUGCUUGGAAAAGUUGAGGGGCUAAUUUUUAAUUUUUUUUUUCUAUUGGAUGAGUAUUAGGUUUUGUUUGAUAUUUAUUACUCCGGUUCUUCAAUCGAUUUAUCACAUUGUAUUGAUUUGUUUGAGGUAAACCUAUUUGUUAUUGAACAUACCUUAUGUAAGAUGAGAAUAGUUGAUGAAUUAUUCAAGAUAUCAUAUCUUCUAUUUUGAA